AUGAUGAGGAUGCUGUUAAAAAUUACAAUUAGGCGGGCUUCGUUCUCUUUACUUGGAGAAAUAGCGGAUGAGAGGGAACUGUUCCAAACCGAUAGAUGCUGCGAGGUAGUGGAAAAGGAUCUGAGGUGCUGUGUAAGUGUUGCUGCCACACAAGCUGAAGGGGAAGACAUAUACUUCUGUAGAUACAGGUUGGAAAUGAAUUACGCAUUCAAGCUGCCAGUCGAUUUUGUGUCCGGGUUGAAAUGCUCCGGUGGAAGGGCGUGGUGGAAAAUUGGCAAUGCAAAAGUUGUGGCUAGCGGAAUUAAUGGUCAACCCACAGUGGAGUAUUUAGGCAUGAUGAUCUCAAGACACACUUGUGUUGCCGUUGAAUGUGAAAAACAAGAGCUGCUCUCAAUUAUGAGGGUUGAAGGCAUCAUUCUACCGGAGGGUGUGAAGGCAGGUAGUUCAAGAUCUGCUUGUAAAAUCAGGCUGAGGGCUGCAGCAUUUGAAAGGGAUGGAAAUGCCAAGGCUGAAAAUACGUUAAUUCUCACAAAUUGUUCCCGCAUCGUUCCACUGAGUCGUGUUCAGCGCGUUGUGCAGGUCUUCUUUGCUGCAAGCAGGAAGGAAAUGAUGUUUACUCCAACAACGAGCUUCACAGGCGUUCCAUCCUUCUCGUGUUGUGCGGUGAAAGAAGCUGAAUCUGGUCGCGUGCAAGAAAUUGGUCACCCUGCAAAAUAUCAAAUCAUGGCUGCUAUUUCAAGUGGCCCUCGCAGACCUCUGCGCUGCCUUGAUCUGUUCGCUGGCUGCGGAGGAAUGAGUGUCGGGCUUGAAAUGAGUUCGCUGACCAGAACCUUGUGGGCAGUGGAUUCAAAUGAAAUAGCCUGCAGCACAUUCAAGCGAAAUUUUCCACAGGCUAGCGUAUAUUGCGAUUAUGUCGAGCAUUGGCUGCAGCAAGUGAAAAGAUUGGGACAAGGUUUACCACAGCAGGGUGAGGUGGAGGUCAUUAUCGGCGGUCCUCCAUGUCAAGGAUUUUCUCAGUGCAACAGGCAGAAGAAAAGCAAGAGAGCAUCAAUGAAUAUCAGCCAGACUGGAAUAUUCAUGGAAGUAGUGAAAUUUCUCAAGCCCCGUUUCUUCAUCAUGGAAAAUGUGAAGGAAAUUGUUACACAUGACAAGGGGAAGCAUCUCAGGGAAGCUCUAAAAACCGCUCUGGACCACGGUUACCAGGCGAGGAUGAUGGUGCUUCUAGCUGAUGAUUUUGGAGUACCUCAACUUAGGCAGAGAUUUUUCCUUGUUGGGGCUCUUGGCAAUGAAGAACUCCCUGACAUCCCGCGGAGAACACACCUGUCUGGAAGGAAGUGCCACAAGCUGCAGUGCGGCAGUUGCCCAUUGGAUUUCUCUACUGAAGAGCCUGCAAUUUUUGGACCUGUUACUGUCCGGGAUGCAAUUAGUGACCUGAAGGACUUGGAGACCACACUCGGGGCGAAACCAUACCCGCUUGUGCAGUCUGCCUAUCAGGCAAAGAUGCGCCGAGGCAGUGAUAGAGUUAAACUUCAUAGGAUGGUAAAACCACUAUCUCGAGUAGACCAGGUCAGAAUAAGCAAGAUCAAGCCUGGAGAGGACUGGUCUGUUUUGCUGACUGAGCCUGCAGAUCAAUGCGGGCUGCAAGGAACAAAUCUGGCUCCAAGCAUGCUUUCCAGAACAGGGCCACGCAAUGGCUGGUGGAAGGGCGCCUAUGGACGGCUCGAGUGGAACAAGAAAUUUAAAACUAUAAUUGCCUCGCAAAAUUUGGCAUCAAAGAGUGGAACCCUAAUUCACCCACAAGUUGACCGGACCAUUACGCUGAGGGAAAUCGCUCGCGCCCAGUCAUUUCCAGACAACUUUGUCUUCAGAGGCACCCCAAGGGCAAUUCAGAGGCUGAUUGGAAAUGCUGUGCCACCCCUACUGGCAGAGUGCAUUGGUUUCUCGUUUCAGCAAUGA
Molecule: messenger RNA, 1956 nt
Organism: Cloeon dipterum
Lineage: Eukaryota; Metazoa; Arthropoda; Insecta; Ephemeroptera; Baetidae
Exons: 10
Coding region: 1-1956 (651 amino acids)
Biological process (GO): negative regulation of gene expression via chromosomal CpG island methylation
Cellular component (GO): nucleus
Molecular function (GO): DNA (cytosine-5-)-methyltransferase activity; DNA binding
Source: RefSeq, a predicted model, not a curated record